ACGAAACCUUCGAAUGUUGUGAAUGCUGUGUGAUCGAAUAUGGUUUUAACCCCAAACAGUUCAUAUGUGCUAAAUCAUUCCAUUUUGCAAAGUAGUAAAGAGCCGGUGUAUGAUGGCGGGGAAUUUGAUGAAUCCCAUAAUAGGUAUUUACUUUUAAAAGCAAAGAAAGAGGCAUUAGAAAGAAAAGUUCACUAUCAAACGACAUACGCCAAAGCCUUGGAUAUAUUAGGUGACAGGAGAAAGGAAAUAAAUGAUAUCGAAGGUUUGCUUGUAGAUUUCGAAGAUUCCAAAAAAGUUUUAGAAGAAACACAAGAGAAAUGGCAGGUUGCUGAAAUAAAUCGGUUGUCGAAACUCGUGAGUACACUUACGCAAGGGGCAUUGACUGUAGAACAGGAAAGCAGAAAGUCAUCCAUUCCGACUGAAAUACAAACCAUUCUACAAAAUUCCGUAGAAGAAAUACAUUUGCAAUUGGAAAGACUUGGUUUAUUAGAGGAUCCAAGCCCUUCUUCAGAUAUGUCUAUAUCCUCCAUCAUUGAAACUCUUCACCGAAUUAGCAAAUCACUCGAUGCGAUACCAUCAAAUUUGAAGUUUAAUGAGAUUCAUAGACCAUCACGUAUCUCUAACACCUCUUUGGAUAAAGAGGUGUUGGCGAACAUACUCUUGGAUUGGCAAAAAUUGAGUGCCGAGCAAAAUACAUAUUUGCGAGUCAUUAGCAAUUCCGGAAACAUCCCUCCUGACUGUUUGCUUCAACUACGACAAUACUUUUUUCGCAGCGAGUUGCUUUCUGAGAAACUAUCUAAUAUCUAUUCUCUUGAAGGUGAGGCAGACAAUAAUCUUUUAUAAGAUAAGCAACUUUCUCCGAUUCCAAAUGUCCGUUCUCAUUUAUUCGUUUGCUCUUGAUUUACUUCCCUGAAAGCUGGGUUGUACUUGAAUCUUUUCGCUCCUGAGCGCAAAAGCGCUCCAUUCUUUAUUUUUUUAUCUCUUGGCUUGUUGUUAUAAUUAUUAUUAAAACUUUUUGGGUGUUUAGUGGUUUAUAAAUUUGCUUCAUUUCAAAUAAAACUUCGAUUUUGACAUUCAAGAUUUUGCUGUAGUACUGACAGGUAAAAAAUAUUAUCUC
Messenger RNA from Schizosaccharomyces octosporus yFS286, 1117 nucleotides. RefSeq lists its product as uncharacterized. The transcript is spliced from 2 exons. The record is from RefSeq and is a predicted model, not a curated record. Lineage: Eukaryota; Fungi; Ascomycota; Schizosaccharomycetes; Schizosaccharomycetales; Schizosaccharomycetaceae. Bases 40 to 843 code for a protein of 267 amino acids.